CGAAGCCCUACUUCGACUAAUUGUACUUGAUAUUUGUAUCCUCGAUAUGAAAAAGGGACACUUGAAGAUAUUCAGGGCCUGGCUCAGACACAUGCGAUCCGCGUUGUGCCAAUGCGCGUACUGUAUGUACUAAUCAUGAUUGCACACCUGCUACACAUGACCCUCGCAAUCUAUCCAUUCUCCAAUCCAGCAUAUCAUGGUCAAGCUCAUCGUCACAGGCUUCGGCAAGUUCGGUCCUGUCUUGAUCAACCCGACCACCAAGCUCGCGACGCAGUUGAAGGAUGACCCGAUCGUCCAUACUUCGUUUGUCCUCGAAGUGUCGGCGCAAGGCGUCCGCGCGGCGUUGGAGCCGUUGUGGGCCGAAGCCAAGGACGAUGACGAAACCACCGUGUUUGUGCACUUGGGCGUGCACGACGGGACCAAGACCAUCUUGCUGGAGCAAGUGGGGUACAACAUUGCGAACUUCAGGAUGCCGGACGAACAGGGGUGGGUGGCCCAGAACGAAGUGAUCGUCGCCGACCAACCGGACUCCAUCCGCACGCACCUCCCCCUCGAAACGUACCACGCGGCGUUGAAAGCCGACGGCCUCCAGGUCGAGUUGUCCACGGACCCAGGUCGAUACAUCUGCAACUACACGUACUUCUUGUCACUGGUGAAAGCGCAGCAGCGCGUGGCCAAGAACCAGUACGCGCUGUUCGUGCAUGUCCCGCCCUUCUCGGUGAUCCCAGAAGACGAGCAGCUGCAUUCGAUCAAGACGUUGUUGGGCCUUCUGUCGACGUUGGACGAUGCCAACACCCCCGUGGCGGCGCACCCUUAACUAUUAGGGCACUAUAUGUGGAUCAAUACUAACUAGUACUAGUAUUAACUAGUAGUAGUCAAUUAACUAACUAGUAACUAGUACUGUAGUCAAAUACUAGUCAGUGGGUUCUCUAG
This is a messenger RNA of Aphanomyces astaci, 933 nucleotides long. RefSeq lists its product as hypothetical. Bases 197 to 817 code for a protein of 206 amino acids. Gene Ontology annotation, molecular function: pyroglutamyl-peptidase activity. Gene Ontology annotation, biological process: proteolysis. The transcript is spliced from 3 exons. Gene Ontology annotation, cellular component: cytosol. Lineage: Eukaryota; Oomycota; Saprolegniomycetes; Saprolegniales; Verrucalvaceae. The record is from RefSeq and is a predicted model, not a curated record.